AUGCUCCAUUAUCAGGUCUUGAUUUUAGUCCAGAGUCGUUCCUUAAGAACCAAGCUUUCAACAACAAGUCAGAACUUACAUUCAAAAGUCGUAGAUGCAAGAGAUAAUUUAGUUUACAGACAGCAACAACAACAAAAGUAUUAUGAUCGUAAAUCGAAAUCUCUUCCAAGUUUGAAUGAAGAAGAUGUAGUACGUAUGAAUCACAAUGAAACAUGGAAACGUGGAAUUGUUCGUCUUAAACAUCAAGCUCCAAGAUCAUACAUUGUUGACACAGAGGAUGGUUCAACUUUAAGACGGAACCGAAGAGAUCUCAUCUACACCAAAAAAGUUCCACUUAUAUGCGCAGCACCAGUAGAUGAUAGCACAGAUCAUUUUCCACCAUUAAAGGCAACACAACCACAAAGGCUGGAAUCCCCAAUUCACACUCAGUGCAACAGUCCAACAGAUGACACCACACAGUCUUCCCAAGAAUCCAUCCUGAGGACACGGAGUAGUCGUUCAUCAAAACUCCCUGUUAGAUUCAAAAACUAUGUUCUUAAUUAA
Messenger RNA from Helobdella robusta, 543 nucleotides. RefSeq lists its product as hypothetical. The transcript has a single exon. Bases 1 to 543 code for a protein of 180 amino acids. The record is from RefSeq and is a predicted model, not a curated record. NCBI's taxonomy places the organism in Eukaryota, Metazoa, Annelida, Clitellata, Rhynchobdellida, Glossiphoniidae.